Molecule: messenger RNA, 1896 nt
Organism: Cadophora gregata
Lineage: Eukaryota; Fungi; Ascomycota; Leotiomycetes; Helotiales; Ploettnerulaceae
Exons: 3
Coding region: 1-1896 (631 amino acids)
Source: RefSeq, a predicted model, not a curated record
AUGGCGCCACCUUCUAGUCCGUUAGAGUUGCAAAGGGUGACUCCUAACGAACGGAAUCGUGUUCAUGCUGAUCCUGAUGCAUGGCUCACAUCACCCCUACAAGGCCGACGUGCCAUGAGAGCGCUGAAUCGACAGCCUCGUCAGGAGCCGCAGACAAAUCUAAGUCCAGUCAUGCGAUGUAUCAAGUUCUUAGCCUGUUGGGAUUGUGGGCCCGUUGGAAUAGUUAUCGCUAUUGUGACAUUCGCAACUACCACCGUCUUGGCCUACGAGGUGUUUGAAGUUACGAUUUGGACUGCUACAAAAGACUACAUCUUGUAUUGCCAAUCAGAUGCUGGCAAAGCUCAGGCGGACGCUCAAUGUCUCGCCGCAGCCGGCCAGAAUCUUCGUCCACCACCUUUUUACAAGGAAUUCAAAUCUCUGAACGGUACUUUGUAUCGCCGAACACUGACAGGACAGCUGCUAGGAGCUACUGAGGUCAAGACGCACAGCAAUGCCUGCAUAUGGAUGUGGGCCAUCAAUUUACAAGUUUUCAGCUGGCUUGCUCUUUCUGCGAUCUGUCAAAUCGCAUCGCGCAUGACUAGAAAGGUCCAGCUCGCGAUUCGAAAUCACAAUCCUACGAGGGAAGAGGAUGGCGACCAGGAUUUAUUUCAGCGCGCUGCCAGUUUACACCGUGAACACGAUGAUAGUCUUGUUAGAACUGACUUCUGGGAAACUUCUGCAACGGCCUUCAGACCCGAGGAGGAGAGAUCGGGUCUACGGCUGCGUUCGACAAGGCAGAAGGGGGAAGUUCCAAGCAACACUGGCCGCGCUGGCCCACAGUCGCUGGUGGAAAACUCAUCCUGCAGUCUAAAAUUGAAGAACGAUCAAGUCGCCGGGAUUGGACACCUGACUGGGGUGAAUGUGAGUUAUUUGGACUCAAGGUCGCCGGAAAAAUGGUUCAGUAUAAAAAAUCUACGUCGGUAUCGAAGAACAUAUUCAGUAAGAGACGGGCCAUUUAAAAAGUCUGCGCAUCCUUGGCAAACAUUGUUUGCCCAAGUACUGGUCGAUCCUACAGUCGAUGUCGUGCAAUGGCUCGGCAACCUAUAUGGCCUUGAGAUAUCGGCCUGUACUGGAAACGCGAGACGGAUUUCACUUAUCCAACUGAUGAUGACGUCUACUUUGAGGGACCACUUUGAGAAAUUCUUCUGGAAAAACCAAAUGUGCCUCCAGACGAUGAAUGGCAUAUUCGAGCGAUGCGAUACAGAAGCCUUCGCUGAUGCCUACGAGAAGAACCUCUCCUGGCGUGAAGAUAUCAACCGCUUUAUCCGAGGCUGUCUGGGGAUCCUUGAUAGAAGGAACUUCAGCACCCAGAGUCUGAACGCAUUGUGGUUCGAGGAGGGACAAUAUUACAAUGUUGAACUUCCCUCAAAGCUAAUGCUAUGUCCUUGGCUGGAAAUAUUCAAUGAUAGUUUCGAGACAAUGCCUAUGGCUGUCAUUACCAAUACUUGUUUGUCUGCCACCGGGAUCCCGUCAGGCCGAACUUGCAGAGAAAUCGACAGAUUCCAAGACGAUCAUGUGCCGGUCUUAGAAACCCGACUCCUGAUCGAAGCAAAGCGCGCGAAGUCCGGGAAAGCUGCGGAAUGGAGAAUUCCCCAUGUAGCGCGACUCCUACACCCAAGCGAGGAAUGGGAGGACCUGAGAUUUUCGACAGACGGUGGACCAGGAGUUCUGGAAAUCAAAAGGUUAGAGCCGAGACACAUUGCACAGGGUUAUUGUGUAGCGGAAUGGGACGGUAAGAAUUUGCAGAGGACCCACAAGACGAAAACCUUUCGAGAAGAUUUGACUCGACACAAAGGAUUCGGAUCCGUCGCCUAUAUACUACCUGCUUUGAAGGGCACCAAGGGACACCAGAGAUGA